CGGCGAGGAUAAAGCAAGAUGGCGUCUGACGGUGAAGACAUUAUUGCAGUCGUCACAGUUCAGUGUUCUUAAUCUAUGCCUCCAUGUACACAUAUAUGUCCUUUAUUAGACUCUAGUAAAUAGAGUAAACAUCGUUAAUAACUGUUUGCAUCCGGUUAUAUUAGUCUGAGCGCACUUUGAUGCUUCUCGAGCUAGCUUAGCCUGCUAGUUAGCUUAGCUUGUUAGCUGCUAACAAAGAGAGGCGGAAGUGAUCAAAACACAUCACUAAGUAAAGAUCAAGUGUGAGUGUAAAGUGUUGUGAUUGUGUGAAAAUGUGCCAAAGAACCACAGCAGAGUACGAGGAGGAACUUUAUCCAACAAAAGAGGAGAAGGAGCAACAACAUGAAAAACAUCAAGUUGUGUUACACAGAACAGACAUCCAUCAGCUGAUUGGACACCAAGAAGAAUGUCUCCCUCAUCUGCAGGGGGACAGUUUCACUGUAAAGUAUCCACAGCCCUCACAUUUUAAAGGGGACAAGGAGGUUCCACAGCCCUCUUAUUUCAAAGAGGAAGAGGGGGGAGAGUGUCCUGUAGGGCAGGAGGAGGCUGAUGUCAGCAAGUUUCCCCUGACUGUUGUCUCUGUGAAGACUGAAGAGCAUGAAGACAAACCACCUGAGUCCUCACAGCUUCAUCACAGUCCAAAUGUCUGUGAAGAACAUCUUCACCCUGAGCAACAGAAGUGGAGCUUCAGGAUGCGGACAGAGGAGCCACAGCCCUCCCACAUUAAGAAGGAAGAGGAAUACCCACUGAUAUCCCAUUUUAAAAAGGAAGAGGAGGACCCACUGACACCCCAUUUUAAAAAGGAAGUGGUGGAUCCACUGACUCCUCACUCUAAGGAGGAAGAGGAGGACCCAGUGACCCCUUACAUUAAAGAGGAAGAGGAGGAAGAGGGCAUCAGUCAGCCUAAAUGGUUGGAGGAGUUCCCAGUGACUGGUGUCCCUGUGAAGAGUGAAGAUGAUGAGGUGAAAGGUGAAAGUGAGGAGAGGGGAGGGGGGGAGCCUCCAAGCAGCAGCUCAACACAACACAUGACAACAGAAGCUGAUGGAGACCACUGUGGAGGAUCACAAGCAGACAAGCUCUUAGCUCCACUAUCAGAUAGUGAGGACACAACGUCACACUCUCCUGACACUGAUGAUGAAGACUCUAAAGAUGAUAAGACAUGUCACACUGACAACACUCACUUCACAUGUCCUCACUGUCACAAAACUUUUAAAUACCAUUGUCGUCUGAAAUCACACAUGAGAACACACACUGGAGAAAAACCUUUUUCUUGCUCAGAAUGUGGUAAAGGUUUUACACGAAGUCAACAUUUGAAAGUACACAUGAGAACACACACUGGAGAAAGACCUUUUUUAUGUUCAAUCUGUGGGAAAGUUUUUAUUCAAAGGUACUAUUUAAAAUCACACAUGAGUACACACACUGGAGGAAAACAUUGUUCCUGCUCAGAAUGUGGUAAAAAUUAUACUCAAAGCCAUAAUUUGAAAACACACAUGAGAAUAGACACUGGAGAAAAACCUUUUUCAUGUUCAAUCUGUGGUAAAAAUUUUACUCGAAGGCAAAAUUUUAAAACACACAUGACAAUACACACUGGAGAAAAACCUUUUUCAUGUUCAAUUUGUGUCAAAAAUUUUACUCAAAGGCAAUCUUUGAAAGUACAUAUGAGAUUACACAAUGGAGAAAAAAAAUGUUUCCUGCUCAGACUGUGGUAAAAGUAUCGUACUAAAUCAAAGUUUAAAAGUACAUAUGAGAACACACACUGGAGUAAAACGUUUUUCAUGUUCAAUCUGUGGUAAAAAUUUUACUCGAAGGCAACAUUUUAAAACACACAUGACAAUACACACUGGAGAAAAAACCUUUUUCAUGUUCAAUUUGUGUUAAAAAUUUUACUCAAAGGCAAUCUUUGAAAGUACAUAUGAGAUUACCACUGGAGAAAAUAAAAUUUCCUGCUCAGAAUGUGGUAAAAGUUUUGUAAUAAAUCAAGGUUUAAAAGUACAUUUGAGAACACACACUGGAGAAAAACCUUUUUCAUGUUCAAUCUGCGGUAAAGAUUGUACUCAAAAGAAGCAUUUCAAAGCACACAUGACACUACACACUGGAGAAAAACCUUUUUCAUGUUCAAUCUUUGGUAAAAAAUCUAUUCGAAGGCAACAUUUAAAAACACACAUGAGAAUACACACUGGAGAAAAACCUUGUUCCUUCUCAUAAUGUGGUAAAAGUUUUGUCAUAAGACAAAGUUUAAAAGUAAAAAUGAGAACACACGCUGGUGAAAAACCUUUCAUAUGUUCAGUAUGUUGUAAAAGUUAUAUAGAAGGACGACAAUUAAAAUUACACAUGAUAUAGCACUCUGGUGAAAAACCAUACUCCUGUUCAAGCUGCGAUAAAAGCUUUGGUCACCUAAACACUCUUACAGUGCAUAUGAGAACACACGCAGGUGAGAAAGUGCUGAGUUGCAGUGUGUGUGGUGAAAGAUUGUCUUCUAAGUAGCAGUGUAAGAAACACAAGUGUGCUGGUGAGAACAGCAGCAGCAAAUGAAACUGCAGGAUUUGAAAUAAACUGUCCAGACUUUCAUUUUGACUUUCUAACAACAUCAGCACAUAUAACAUGUGUGACAUCGUUGUUGAUUAGUGUAACACAAUCUUGUUAAUAUGAUUCUAACAUUUAUAGAUUAGACACUUCAGAUUAGUGUGUUUAUUACAGUCAAGUACAUGAGUUAAUAUACACAUUUGUGUACUUUGAAAUGAACACAACAAUUUGACUGAAAAGGUGAGAAUAAACAGUACAUACAAUUAUGUUACAUACAAUAAACAUUGUAUGUGUAAAUAUCCAUAAUUUACCUCUAUACUUAUUCAUAAUAGUGUUUUAUAUGUUUUUUGAAAAAUGACGUGUUACAUAUUUUAUUUUCUAAUUGUAGAUGAUUCCAUAGAUGAACUCCUUUAUAUGAUGUACAUAUUUGUUUUACAUGUGUUCAUACCUUUGCUUUUGAGUACACAUAAAUCCCUCUUAGUUCAUAUUUACUGGUUCACAUCUGAAACAUCUUCUGGACCACUUCUGGAAGCAUAUUAUUAUUUACUUUAUACAUCAUUUGAACAGUUGUCUUUUAUACAAGAUCUUUUACUUUUAUAAUGUGUGAUUUUUUGAAUAAUUUGUUGAGUCUCUAGAAUCCAUUCUAUUAGUUGUCUUUAUUACUUUCUUGUGUAAUAUGAUGAUUGUUGUGUGAUUGUUUUAUAUGUAUG
Nerophis ophidion (straightnose pipefish) is the source of this 3272-nucleotide messenger RNA. Its product is annotated as oocyte zinc finger protein XlCOF22-like. The transcript has 3 exons. Bases 312 to 1748 code for a protein of 478 amino acids. Lineage: Eukaryota; Metazoa; Chordata; Actinopteri; Syngnathiformes; Syngnathidae. The record is from RefSeq and is a predicted model, not a curated record.